AUGAAACUUCAUCUCUUCGCUCUUCUAUUGGCAGUUUCAGGCAGUUUUGCCUUGCCUCGGGCUGACGACUUUGAACUAUCUGGUCAAAGAAAUGCCGUAGAAGACACUAUCAGGAGGACGAUCGAACGCAUCAUCGCCAGAAUUCAAUCUGCCGGUGCCGACCCAGUUCAAGUUGACAGAAGAGACUUUGAAUUUAUUCCAGUAACAAUUGACCUCGUAUUGAGAGCUUUCAUCGAGAACCUCGAAUUCUCUGGAGCUAGCAACAUUCAAAUCCACAACCUAGAAUACAGUUAUAUUUUCAACAGACUACGUCUGGACGUUUCCCUUCCAGAACUCCGCCUUUUAGUUGGUGAUUCUGGUAUUGAUCUUUUGAUACUCGGCUCAAAAGUUGAAGCACAAUUGCAGGGCAGUCUUUCCAUCAAGGCAAUCCGUUUAGCCGCUGUUGUCUACGUUGAUGUGAACAUCAUUGACAUUUCUCUUCGCAGUCUUUCAAUAGACGCCAGCCUCGGCGGCAUUGAGUCUGACCUGAAAAUUGUUGCUCAAGGAAGUGACAGAUCCGAAGUCGUUAACAAUCUUUUCAAUGUAAGAAUCCCUGCGUUCCUCAAGAGCAACAAGGCUGACAUCGACAGAGUUCUUGAAAGUGUAGUCAGCGCCAUUCUGAACUACAUCUGGAAGUGA
This is a messenger RNA of Danaus chrysippus (African queen), 678 nucleotides long. The record is from the annotation of a GenBank genome assembly. Lineage: Eukaryota; Metazoa; Arthropoda; Insecta; Lepidoptera; Nymphalidae.